UACGCAUGGGAAGGGGAUUCGAUCAAGUUGGGUGACUUCACAAGCACCUUUCUUUGAAAAGUAUGGACAUGGUAGAUUAUCUGUGUGUGCUGGCAUGGGAAGAUUUUGUCUCUGUUGGUCCCUUCACAGAUUGACAGCCUUGUCAGGGGUGAGAGAGAGAGAGAGAGAGAGAGGCAGGGCGGCACUCUCUGUUACCUUUCCUUUCCACUUUCAUCAAAACAAGAACAGAAAGUGAAAGAAAAGAGAGAAGGAGAAAGCAGAGAGUUGGUGGUGGUGGUUGGCCAUGGCAGCAGCAGCUCGCAGAAUCUCCUCCUUGCUCACCCGUUCUUCUCUGCUCCUCUCCCAUGCAGGAAGAAAUGCCAGAGCAGGAAGCGGCGUCAGCAGGUUCAGUACCGCAGCAGUGGCAGAGGAACUGAUCGUUCCACCAGUCCAGAUAAGCUACACUCAGCACCUCAUUGAUGGGAAAUUCGUUGACGCUGCAUCAGGGAAAACUUUUCCGACAUAUGACCCUCGUACUGCUGAGGUUAUUGCCCAUGUUGCUGAAGGCGAUAAAGAGGACAUAGACCGUGCAGUUUCUGCCGCUCGCAAGGCAUUCGAUGAGGGCCCAUGGCCGAAGAUGACCCCUUAUGAAAGAUCGAGAAUACUGCUGCGAUUUGCUGAUUUGGUGGAGAAACAUAAUGAUGAGCUGGCAGCAUUGGAGACAUGGAACAACGGGAAGCCCUUUGAACAAUCCGCAAAAGCUGAGAUUCCAAUGCUGGCACGUCUUUUCCGUUAUUAUGCUGGAUGGGCCGAUAAGAUCCACGGGCUGACGGUGCCAGCAGAUGGAAACCAUCAUGUGCAGACAUUGCACGAGCCUAUCGGGGUUGCAGGGCAGAUCAUCCCAUGGAACUUUCCCCUCAUUCUGUUUGCCUGGAAAGUGGGGCCGGCGCUCGCGUGUGGGAAUACAAUUGUUCUCAAGACUGCAGAACAAACUCCUCUCACUGCUCUCUAUGCUGCCAAACUCUUCCAUGAGGCUGGGCUUCCUCCGGGUGUUUUGAAUAUUGUCUCGGGUUUUGGGCCCACGGUGGGUGCGGCUCUUGCAAGCCAUAUGGACGUGGACAAGCUUGCUUUCACGGGGUCGACUGAAACUGGGAAGAUUGUUCUCGAGCUUGCUGCAAGAAGCAACCUUAAGCCAGUGACCUUGGAACUUGGAGGAAAGUCGCCUUUCAUAGUGUGCGAGGAUGCUGAUGUUGAUAAGGCCGUUGAGCUCGCUCACUUUGCUCUCUUCUUCAAUCAGGGUCAAUGUUGCUGCGCUGGAUCCCGCACAUACGUACACGAGAGAGUGUACGAUGAGUUUCUGGAGAAAGCAAAAGCCCGUGCUAUGAGGCGUAUUGUUGGGGAUCCCUUUAAGCAGGGUACCGAGCAAGGCCCUCAGAUUGAUUCGGAGCAGUUCCAGAAGGUCCUCAGGUACAUCAAAGCUGGUAUCGAAAGCGAUGCAACCCUCGAAUGCGGAGGUGAGCGAUUUGGCUCCAAAGGCUACUUUGUACAGCCGACAGUUUUCUCAAAUGUUCAGGACGAUAUGCUGAUAGCGAAGGACGAGAUCUUCGGGCCUGUCCAAUCUAUCCUGAAAUUCAAGCACCUUGAUGAGGUCAUCAGGAGGGCGAACCAGACUCACUACGGGCUAGCUGCUGGGGUAUUCACAACGAACAUUGAUGUCGCCAACACACUGUCCCGAGCUCUGAGGGUGGGGACGGUGUGGGUGAACUGCUUUGAUGUGUUCGAUGCGGCGAUCCCGUUCGGCGGGUACAAGAUGAGCGGUAUCGGCCGGGAAAAGGGCAUAUACAGCCUGAAGAACUACCUGCAGGUUAAAGCCAUUGUCACUCCCCUCAGAAACCCAGCUUGGCUGUAAACUUAGAAAAUGAAGAACCGUUCUGCAUUACGGACCGUCGGUUAUCGCAUGAGACACCUAUGCCAGUGCUGCUUCUCCUGUCUUUGGUGAAUAGUCUUUGUAUGCUUUUCCUGAACACAGCUUUAAAUAAAAAUCGAUCGGGAAGACAUUUUGAUAAUCA
This is a messenger RNA of Punica granatum (pomegranate), 2048 nucleotides long. Lineage: Eukaryota; Viridiplantae; Streptophyta; Magnoliopsida; Myrtales; Lythraceae. The record is from RefSeq and is a predicted model, not a curated record.